AUGGACCUUCUCGCAGAGUUGAUGGCAGAGCCGGUAAUACGACCUGCAGCAGUCACUGCAGUUUCUGCACCUCAGCCUACGAUAUCGAGCACAGAGGUACCAAACUUCACUCGCGGAAUAUCCGACCUCGCUCUCGAACAUCGAAGCACACCCAACAUUCCCUCCAAGACUCAAGCCCUCACCCAAUCGCUCACUACCCCAAAAUCUCAAACCCACAAUUCCGACUCCGACUCCGACGCAGGCGGCAUCCAAAUGAUUGACAAUGACUCCGACGACGAUUACUCUGGCGAACUCCAAGAAUUGUCGCAUGAGCCCAUCUCAGACGACGAUCUCUACUCUCCUUCCUGUCCAGACCAACGAGAAAACAGUAAAGUCCCCCUCGCCGCCGAGCAGAAGAGUCUCGGAUCUUUCCCUCGGAGGCUAUCCUCUUCCGCAUCCGGCUCAGGGGGGAGAGGAGGAAGAGUCAAAGCUUCAGAUCUGGGUUUAUAUUAA
Messenger RNA from Hyaloscypha bicolor E, 492 nucleotides. RefSeq lists its product as uncharacterized. NCBI's taxonomy places the organism in Eukaryota, Fungi, Ascomycota, Leotiomycetes, Helotiales, Hyaloscyphaceae. The record is from RefSeq and is a predicted model, not a curated record. The coding region runs from base 1 to 492 and encodes 163 amino acids. The transcript has a single exon.